Cheilinus undulatus (humphead wrasse) is the source of this 1574-nucleotide messenger RNA. RefSeq names its product zinc finger protein 501-like. Gene Ontology annotation, molecular function: RNA polymerase II cis-regulatory region sequence-specific DNA binding; DNA-binding transcription factor activity. Bases 79 to 1428 code for a protein of 449 amino acids. The transcript has 2 exons. The record is from RefSeq and is a predicted model, not a curated record. NCBI's taxonomy places the organism in Eukaryota, Metazoa, Chordata, Actinopteri, Labriformes, Labridae. Gene Ontology annotation, biological process: regulation of transcription by RNA polymerase II.
AUGUGUUAGCAUCGUAGGUUAGCAGAGUGAUGCAGUUUAAGCUGGCAGCGUUUCUUUGACUGUCUAAAUGUGUGGAAAAUGUCUGUGCUUGGAAGAGAAGAGAAACCACAGCGAGCAGAUGUCCGGCAGUUGUUAGUGAAUAAAGAAGAGCAGGAGGAGUGGAGCUCCAGUCUGGACCAGAAGGACACUGAGCUCCCACACAUUAAAAAGGAACAGGAGGAACUGUGGAGCAGUCAGGAGGGAGCGCAGCUUCAAGGACUAAAGAGGGACAACACCACCAAGUUCCCAUUGGACAUUGUCACUGUAAAAAGAGAGGAUGAGGAAGAAAAGCUUCAGGUCGCACAGUUUUCUCAAAAACAAAGUGAACAGAUGGAAAUAGAAGCUGAUGGAGAGGAUUGCAAAGGAGCAGAACCAGGCAGGAACACAGAUCCAGAGACACAUUUUCAACCUGAGACUGAGCACAGGACUGAAGACUCUUCAGAAGCUGAGACUGAUGACAGUGAAGAUUGGGCAGACAACAGAGAACAUCAGACUAUGGAAAAAAAUAAAAACAGGAGACUUAACACUCAUAAGAGAAAACAUAGCUGCUGUGAGUGCCAUAAAGCUUUCAAUUCAAAACAAAAUCUGGCUCAACACUUGAGAAUUCACACAGGAGAGAAACCCUUCAGUUGCUCUCUUUGCAGCCAAAGAUUCACCCAGAAGAGUAGUCUAAUAGCACACUCUUUAGUGCACACGGGAGAGAGACCCUUCAGCUGCUUUCGGUGCAGUAAAACAUUCAAAACAAAACAGCAUCUUAAAGGACACGUACGAAUUCACACAGGAGAGAAACCCUUCAGCUGCUCUGUUUGCCAUAAAACUUUCAAAACAAAACAGCAUCUUACACAACACAUGAGGGUUCACACAGGAGAGAAACCCUUCAUCUGCUCAGACUGCGGUAAAAGAUUUAUGCGGAAAGGAAAUCUGACCACACACAUGCUGGUUCACACAGGAGAGAAACCCUUCAUCUGCUCUGUUUGCAAUAAAACAUUUAAUGUAAAAAGAAAUUUGAACACACACAUGAUGGUCCACAAGAAGCGGAAAUACUUCCACUGCACUGAGCUCAGUAAAACUUUGAAAAAUAAACAACAAUUGAAAGAAAUCAUAAAAAUUCAUACCGGAGAAAAACCCUUCAGCUGCUCCAUUUGUGCUGCAGCCUUCAAAACAAGGCAAAAUCUGAUACAGCACAUCAGAAUUCACACAGGAGAAAAACCCUUUAGCUGCUCUGACUGCAGUAAAAGUUUUUUACGGAAAGAACAUCUUACCAGACACAUGUUGGUUCACACAGGAGAGAAACCGCUCAGCUGCUCUGUUUGUGACCUAAAAUUCUCAUGGCUUUCACAGUUAAAAAGGCACAAGUGUGUUGGAAAGCAGGCUACAGAAACAAGCUGAUGUGGAGGUGCCAGCCAGGAACUCCGGCUAGAGAGACACUCACUAAUAUGGUUAGCCCAGGUGAAAGGAAACCCUACUGUAAAAAAGCAAAAAUAAUAAUGAUAAUAAUAAAGUGACCAUUGAUCAAAUGAACGAGGAUAUGUUAG